This is a messenger RNA of Brettanomyces nanus, 1161 nucleotides long. RefSeq lists its product as uncharacterized. Bases 1 to 1161 code for a protein of 386 amino acids. The transcript has a single exon. NCBI's taxonomy places the organism in Eukaryota, Fungi, Ascomycota, Pichiomycetes, Pichiales, Pichiaceae. The record is from RefSeq and is a predicted model, not a curated record.
AUGUCAUUCAUCCCCCGUCUAAGACGCCCAUUGAGCAAUGAUACAUCAUCAAAAUUAAAAGAUAAGGUUCGGUUUACUGGGACUCUCAGUGACGAAGAGAAAAGAAGAAGAAAAGCUGAUGCGUAUGAUUACCUCAGAUCAAGAUCAAUGAAUGAGUCUGAUUCUGAAGAUACAAUCACCAACCGACUUCGGUCGUCUAAUUCACCAAGACAUCAGCUCAGAUCUAUUCUUAAACCGUCUUCGACUCGACGAACUUAUGAAUUGAUGGGCGAGUCACCGAUUAGACACAUAUCGCAUCCUGAUAGACUAGGCAGUGAGCGAGUUUUAGAAAGCGUUAGAAGAGAAGCCAGCAAAAGAUCUCCGUUGACAAGAAGGAUAGACUCAAACUACCGAAUCAAGAAAGUGGAGCAUCAUGGAUUGUUAAAUUCAUUGUCGAAUGUUGGAUCCAAACUACUUAGUUCGGUAUUGUUUAAUGAAAAGGGUGAAGACGAGAAGCUCCACAAUACAAGUACACGACUAACAAGAUGGAACAGAGAAGAAUUGGGGAAAAUGAAAGAAAAUGAAGAUCUUGAGAGAAGCAUUAGAGAAAAGAAAAUAGCCCUCGACAGAUUGAAUAGAGAUUUAGAAUCUAGGAGUUUAGAGAGACUAGGGCCAAACAGUUUGGAGCAAAAGGUCGAAGGCAUAGAGAAAAAAAAACAGGAUCUUAGGCAAGAUGAUGGUGAUGAAAGGGUUAUGGGAGAAUUGGCAAGCAUUCGAGAAGACUUAUUGAAUAUGCGUAAAAGAGAAGAGAGUAGUAGGCUUAAAUUUGAAAGUAAGAUGGAAGAGUUAGAGAUGGAGGCGGAAAUUAAUGAGAAACACUAUAAAAGGAUGGUUAAAGAACUAGAAGAGAAAAGAAGGGAGGUUGAUAAGCAAAAGGAUGAGUUGAUAAAAGAAUUAAGGAAAAUGAAGAAGAGAAGAAGAGAAAAAUAUGAAGGAGAAUCUGAAGAGAGUGACAGUGAUGAUGAUAGAGAGACUAAGAGGAGACGAGUUCGAGUUGGCACGGAUCUUCGAGAGAAGCUGGAAAGGAUGACAAGAAAGAUGAAGAGUAUGGAGAGAGAGGUGAGCAGGAAUGAACAGAUGGCAAAGAGGACGGAGGAGAUGGUCAAGACAAACGAGUCUUGA